AUAACCACAAAGGACAACACCUGAAUAGAACAAAAUGAAUAUGAAUUUAGAUCCAAUUGAAGGUCAAGAUUUGACUGGGGUAUUUAAGAUAACAAACUUGUCCGUUGCAACCCUUACUGUUUUAGGAGGUCUUUCCCAAUUGUUUCACAGCUUUCACUCGUUUCUUAGUGGGUUAUUUCUUAUUGCAUUUGGAAUAGUAAUUGGGUCUUUAGAAUUUAGAGUACCUGCGGAAGCAUAUGCAUAUGGUUCAUUCUUGUUUUCAUUUAUUGGCCGUGGUAUUUUCUAUACCUUUAUCGGAAUCAGUUUGAAUGGAGAUAGCGCAUUUAGAAUAGUUGCUGCUAUUUUGCUCGUGUUUGUCGGGUUAGUGUACACUGCCUUAGAAACUGUUCCAAGCAUUUCACCACCAGACAACAUGAACCCAGAUGGUGCCAUGCUUGGCUUGAAUGAUGAAGAAAUUAUCUAAUGAUAAGCUUGUAUUCUACGUUUAUAUUGUCAUUCUAUGUAUUUGAAUAUACACAUUUUGUAGAGCUAUGUUAUAUACCUUCACAUACUCACACUCACUCACACGUUGUCUUUGUGUACC
Molecule: messenger RNA, 583 nt
Organism: Spathaspora passalidarum NRRL Y-27907
Lineage: Eukaryota; Fungi; Ascomycota; Pichiomycetes; Serinales; Debaryomycetaceae
Exons: 6
Coding region: 35-463 (142 amino acids)
Biological process (GO): vesicle-mediated transport
Cellular component (GO): Golgi membrane
Source: RefSeq, a predicted model, not a curated record